UCUCAUCAUCAUCAUCAUCAUCAUGACCAUCAAUGAGUAGGCUCUGUAGCCUUCAGUGCAACGUGAUAAAAGAGUACUCCACCUACGCUGCUGAUUGGCGUUACGCAGGUAUCCAGCUAUUAUUUAUUACCGCAAAGCCUAGACGCUUCAUUUAUCCUGACUGGCUCUCACAGCGGGAUCUAGCCGAUUCCACUCUACUUUGUACUUGGGCGCACUCAGCUGACUUGCCAACCGCAUUAUCUGCUCGACAGAAAACAGGCGAUACCGACAAGAUGAGAAGAGGUUUGCUACUGGUGACUUUUUUCCUCGUCAUGGAAUUUCGCUACAGCCGGUGCAGAUGCGACGAGCCCGGAUCGCGCAGAUCAACUUCAGACCAGACCAUAGGCUUAGAGAACUUUAAGCGGAACAUCCUGAAGAGAUAUAAUGACUUGGAUUAUGACAGCUUUGUGGGUCUGAUGGGGAGAAGAAGUGCAGAGGCUGACGCUGAACAACCACCCCAAAAAAGGGAGAUGGAUGACAUUUUUAUUGGACUUAUGGGACGGAGAAACGCAGAGACUGAUAAUGGUCCCUGGAGGAGAGAGUAUCCAGAGAGGAGGGGCAUUUUUCUCAACAAGUGCAGGCUGAGGUUACUUCAGGGACUGUAGACACUGAGAGUUACUUUCAUUUGGCUACAAUGACAGAAUAUCACCGAGAACAUCAACAGCAAACCAAAUGUCUGAUGGAAACGAAAAAACACAUGUGAUUCCCACUGUACCCGGCUUAUGAAAGUGACAAUGUACCAAGCAUAAUGUACGGUUUUAUCUGGAGACAAAGCAUAAUUAGAAGUAAUAAAUUCUAUUUCUUUAUCAUGUCAUUCUUUUUCUUAAACUUCAAAAUAAAUGUAAUUUUUUAUACAUAAUUCAUUCAUUUAAAUGUUGGUGCAUUUUCCCUCGUUGUUUAGGUGAUUCUUCAAGCUGUUGUCUCAUGUUGAGACAAUAAUGUUCAAUCACAGUGUUGGGUUAAAUAAAAUCAGGUGCUCAAACAGUUCGACAGGGGGUUUCAAAUAUACUCUGAAAGGUGAAAAGAAAACACUUUAUUUUGCAUUUCUGAAACAAACAUCAUUUCAAACAUCCUGACUCUGGUUUUAAAGCGUGUGUUAAUUAGCUUGAGUUACAAACGUAAUUUAAAAAAAAAUUAAUUUAUUAACUUGAAGUAUUUUAUGCCAAAUUAAUUAAUUACUCACAAUUAAUAAUAAAUGUCAUACAUCUAUUGCUUUUUCCUGCAUAACUCCAAGCACAUUGGCUGUGACAAUAAAUUCAAACACUGAUGACAUCAAAUAUAAUUAAGGCUAAACCAGAUGUUCAUAUUGGUUGAACACAGCUGAGACGUAUGUAGCCUCCACUCAAACAUCUCUUAUCUUUAACAACUCACGCAUGUUGUCAUACUCAGUGGAAUAUAAUGUAAGCUUUGUCAGAAGAAAAGAGUUUAGUUAGUGCACAGUAAAAGGGUUUUCUGAGAAAGUCAUACUUUUCACCACA
Oreochromis niloticus (Nile tilapia) is the source of this 1517-nucleotide messenger RNA. It is a transcript of the gene tac3a, whose product is annotated as tachykinin precursor 3a. The coding region runs from base 33 to 644 and encodes 203 amino acids. Lineage: Eukaryota; Metazoa; Chordata; Actinopteri; Cichliformes; Cichlidae. The transcript has 7 exons. Gene Ontology annotation, biological process: tachykinin receptor signaling pathway; positive regulation of blood pressure. The record is from RefSeq and is a predicted model, not a curated record.